AUGAGUUCCAGCAGCGGCUUUGCCGAUACCCUCAGUCCCGGGACGACGACCACAACAACUAAUGCUAACCCACGGUCCACCUCCACAGUCCGGUCGCGGCGGUUGGUUUCAUUCACCGAUAGCGAUGAGGAUAAUAAUCUCCGCCAGCCACGGUCCACUGGACUGUCUACGAUGCUUACCCCAGAGCUCCCCGCGGUCCGGUCUCGGGGUGCGACCCCUUCACCUCGUCCAUCCCGAACCCUCUCCCCUAUCCCCAUGAGCCAUCCUUCUCGAGUCACGCAGACGCCCAACCAUGUUCGGACCGGUGGGAAUUCAUUAGGUGGGUUUUACCUCGAUGGAAAAAACCAGGUGGCGUUCGCUGAGUCGUCGCGAGCUGCCGCAGACUUUCUCGAUGCAUCCUGGUCAUCGCUACAAAGUCUGGCCUCGUCCCUUUUAGGAAGCGAUAUCACCCACCCGACCGCUAAUGGAUCCCCCCGAACGCACGCCAGAAAGCCCUCCCGCCCAGACGUGUGCACGCGAAUACCCUCACGCACACCGUCGGCUUCCACAUGGGGUCCCUCGGCGCCCGCAGCACCUGAGAUUGGCGCCGGAACGAAGGAGGAGAGACAAGCGUUGGUGCAGGCAAAGAAACGGGAAGCUUUGUUGUUAGCAGAAACCGAUCCGAGUUGGAGCUUGAAUGCCCGGCACAAACGGCGCGAUUCGAGUGACCAAGCAGAUCACUCGGCAAUCCAACCAGACCAGGAUGGAGAUGCGCUGGUUUACGUGCAUCGGGUCCAGCCAGCCGACAGUAUCACGGGCGUUACAAUACGAUAUGGUUGCCAGCCCGCGAUCUUCCGGAAGGCAAAUGGAUUCUGGCCCACGGAUAGCAUUCAAGGCCGCAAAACAGUCCUCUUGCCUGUAGACUGCUGUUCAGUUAAGGGUCGACCGGUAAAUCCUCAUGGAGAGGUUGAUUUACUAGACGAUGUCCCGCGACGUCCAUCGAUUGAGGAUAUGAGUGGGAGCUCUAUCGCUCCAACGGCUGUCCCCGAAACUCCCACGUUAUCGGCAGACCAAAUGCAGACGAAACCUGAACCCGCAGUAGAAUCUGACCAUAUAUGGACGCACGAGUCCUGGGUACAGAUUGACGGGUUUUCCGCACCUGUGGAAAUUGGUCGUAUCCCCCGCACUGCCCUAGGUUUCUUUCCCCGCAGUCGACGAAAAUCCCUUUGCUAUAGCGAUUCCGAACCUUUCGGACGAGACCACAAGCAAACUAUACACUCUUCAUCCUCUUCGCCAAUCCAGCUCCUUCCCUCACGCUAUUCCAAUGAUUCGCAACCCCAAUCCCAGCAUGCCUCUAAUCCACGAACAUCGCGUCUCCCUAAACCCGGCGUCCGGCAUAAGCGCCAGCGGAGCGGGCUACAGCUCUCUGGCACCGGAGUGGGAACCCUUGAUGGCAGCGUUAAUCUGCCCGGGCCCGCCAUGGACGGUCUCAGUAAGUUCGUUGCCGAACACCUACCGCAGCUAGCUCCAACACAACCGGCGCCGAAUUUCGACAGCCUCAACGAAAAUUCGUCGACAGCGGCAUCAAACUCGACAAGUCUCGACAGCAUAGGAGGCGCCGUUGAAGGCUGGGUUAGAAAGAUGACGGCGCGAGCGAAAUCCAGCUUAAGCGAUUUGCAACAAGGAACAUCCACUCUCCAGGGUCAUGGCCGAGGUCAGACGAGCGAACGGAGAGGCCUCGGAGAUCUAAUCGAGCUCGAUGAUGGGGUGGAAUCGAGAGCUUCAACCAGCCUCCUUGUGGAGUCAAGCUGGAAUGCCGAUUUCAACCGGUCUGGAACCAAUCUUUCGAACGGAGGAAGGUUUAGAGGACGAUUCCCUAGCGCUUCGCCCAGCACGAGCAGGACUCGUACUGGAUUGGAUAGGGUUAAGGACGAUUGA
Molecule: messenger RNA, 1917 nt
Organism: Aspergillus ochraceoroseus IBT 24754
Lineage: Eukaryota; Fungi; Ascomycota; Eurotiomycetes; Eurotiales; Aspergillaceae
Product: putative LysM domain protein
Exons: 1
Coding region: 1-1917 (638 amino acids)
Source: RefSeq, a predicted model, not a curated record